This is a messenger RNA of Pezoporus occidentalis (night parrot), 5087 nucleotides long. Its product is annotated as complexin-1. NCBI's taxonomy places the organism in Eukaryota, Metazoa, Chordata, Aves, Psittaciformes, Psittacidae. The record is from RefSeq and is a predicted model, not a curated record. The transcript has 3 exons. Bases 120 to 524 code for a protein of 134 amino acids. Gene Ontology annotation, biological process: neurotransmitter transport; synaptic vesicle exocytosis; regulation of neurotransmitter secretion. Gene Ontology annotation, molecular function: syntaxin binding. Gene Ontology annotation, cellular component: SNARE complex; terminal bouton.
UUCUCCUCCUAGAGAAACCAUUGCUCUUACAGUUGUGCUUCUCUGCAGGGUGCCCUUCAGGACUCCUGAUCCCUGUGCAUCUGAGGUGUGAAGGUGGGCAGCACCGUUAAGCCAUCGUCAUGGACUUCGUCAUGAAACAAGCUCUAGGAGGGGCUACCAAAGACAUGGGGAAGAUGCUGGGUGGGGAUGAGGAGAAAGACCCAGAUGCUGCCAAGAAAGAAGAGGAACGACAGGAAGCUCUUAGGCAACAAGAGGAAGAGAGAAAAGCCAAAUAUGCCAAGAUGGAGGCUGAAAGAGAAGUUAUGAGACAAGGGAUUCGAGACAAGUAUGGGAUAAAGAAGAAGGAAGAAAAGGAAGCAGAGGCUCAGGCUGCACUGGAAGCUAAUGCUGAAGGGAGUCUGACACGCCCAAAGAAGGCUAUCCCUCCUGGCUGUGGGGAUGAAGAGGAGGAGGAAGAAGAAAGCAUUCUAGACACAGUCAUCAAAUACCUACCAGGGCCCCUGCAAGACAUGUUCAAGAAGUAGUAGAUGCAGACUGUUAGAUGGGCAUAAACAGCACUGCAAAGAAUUUUUCUUUUGCCCAAUGGGGAUUUACAACCUUCCAUCCAUCAUGCAGCCCCACCUCUGCCCCUUACUGCUCACUGGGUUUCCCUUUGCUUCCCAUUCCCUUCUGACUGCCUCUUGCCCUUUGCUCAUCCGUUUCUUUUUGGUAUAUAGUCACAUCCAGUAGAUGACUCUGAAUGGAUGUAAAAAUAAAAAAGCUGCAAACUACACAACUUUUAUUAUAAGCCAUAGUACUAUGUAUGUUAAGGCAACUGUACAUUAAGCAUAUAAAAGGAACAACCUUAUGUGCAUUUCCAUGCAAAGCAGGAAGGAUUGUUCACUAAAUGUGAACAGUGGCUUCUUUAAUUUUCUUUCUCUUUUUAUUAUUUUUUAUAAUAACUACUAGCCAUUAUUUCUUGUUGCUUGGCUCACAGUAGCCAUUUGAUGUUGAGCACGUCUGCCCUUGGAAAGGAUAUCACAGUUCUCCCAGGGGCAGAGCUUUCCUGUUUUAAUUCCAUCACUGGCAUAAAUAAGAGAUCAUUUGAAAGGUAAAUCAGGCAUGACUUACACAGCUGACAUCACUCAGAACUGCGGAAGAAGUGAGUCAUCUGCCCUCAGAUGCUGGUUUGUUAGAUGCCUCAGAAUCUAAGCAAGAGUCAUGUUAAUUUGGGAAUUAGCCAUACACUUAACUUGAAAAGGCAGAUUUGGUCAGACAGUUGCCAUACAGAGAGCUGAAACCACAGGCGAGUUCACGGUGCUCUGAUAGAGGACCUCCCCAACCCCUUUGAAGCCAAUGACCAAGUACACAGGUCACUCUGAUUAACUAACCCUCCUUCUGCCCAGUGCCAUACUCAGCUGUCCCAUUCCCAGCAGUGUUUGCAGGAUGGACAUUUGAAUUUCAGUGUAUUGUUGUGUUUAUGUCCUCUCCACCCUUUCCUGCAGUGUGUGGGAGAGUGUGGUGGCCUGAAUGCUAGCCAUACAUGGCCCUAGAGAUCCAGAAAUCCUGGGUAUGCCUGCUAUGAGUCAUGUUAAAUUACUGCGUUGCCUUGGGGAGGUCACUUAUUUUCCUGUCCCACACAGCUGCUCCAGCUGUGUAAUGUAGGUUUCAGUCUCUACCUACUGUAAAGGCAUAAAGUCAAGAUGCUUCUCCAGUGCUGUGCAGAAGCUAAUUAAUAUUGUCACUGUGUGUGGCAUCCCUUGAUUCCAGUAGGGUGGGAGGAAACGUCUCUCUCACCAUUAUCUUUGCUGCCUUUCCCAGACACAGAUACGGAGGGCUCCUCAAUACAGGUCUGUACACAUUGAGUAACUGCAUAAGAUAAGCCAACUUCUACUGCAGAUGUUGAUUUGCUGGUAUAUACACAGACUUAAUACACAGACAAUCUGAUUUUGAACACAGACCCUCAUGGUCAGGUAUCUGGCUUGUCAUUUGAAGAGCCCAUCCUGGAGUUCUUGUGUUUGUCUAGGUCUCUGUAGUUGCUGAUGCGAGAGCAUCAUGCCAUCUUAGUCUUACAGUCCUGUAGGAGAAUCAUGAUUUAGUCUGGUAGAACCACCAUUGUUCACCCCUGUCAUAGGAACAGAGAAGUUUCCUAAGUAUAUGGAAGACAUUUGGCAGCAAAAAUGAAAGCAAUCUCAGAUACUUCAUUACAUACCUAAAUUAAUCAUUUUACUUCAAUGGAAUUUCCUUGAUGCACUUGUUCAGUGGAAGAGAGUUUAGGCAAACAUCUCAGUACUUCCCUGAACAAGAAAUUUUUAAAGAUAUUUAUCAUCUUGUCAGGUAAGCAGAACAAAUCUGCACCGUGGUUAAGGCAGUGAGCUUGUGAACUCUGUGCCUUUUAGCAGUAUCUCUCAUAAAAGAGAAAAAAUAUAAUGAAACAGAAGAAAUGUAUUUAUUUUACCCUCCUUACCCAAUUCUUAUCCAUUGCUUCUUCACAAAUUAUUUCAACUGUAAGUUUCUACCAAAUGCAAGGUAAAGGUUGAGGAAGUUUGACUGAUCUACAAAUCAGAACCAGCUGAUGGAAGAUGCAAUUUAUUUCAGGCUAUGUCUACAAACAAGGUGUGUUCAUUCAAGUACCAGCUGCCAAGGGCUUCCCAGAAGAAAAAGAAGACAGGUUUUACUCUUUCAGAUAAUGUCAGUGAGGUAUUUUUCCUAACUUUCAUUUAAAGCAAGGUGAAUGUCUCACCCCCUUCAAGACUUUAAUAGCCCAGAGCACUCUUUAUCUCUGAAUCCAUGCUUGGGUGUAGCAUAACUGUGUUGUGCAAUUUACUAUUUCUAGGGAGAGUGUCCUACUCACCCCAUGAAAAUUCAGCAGAUAGUAAUUUAAACCUAUUUAAGUCAACCUGACAGAAUUGAAAACUCACCAUUUGUCACAAAGGCAGCAGCUGGUUUUGGUGCUCUGCCACAGAGGGAACAAAAUCCAACACCCCUGAAAGCCAAAAGUCAGAGGAUACCUCUUUGCUCUGGCAACUCAUUGGCAGUGAAAUCUAGAUCACACUGAGAUACAGACAUCAAUAUUUUAAAAAUGCUCUGUCUAAUCUUUGUGUCCUGCAUCCUUUGCAUAAGUAGAACUAGCAGAAAUGUGCCCAUGCUAAAAAGAACACAUCCAUUCAUAUCUUCCUUUAGCCUUGUGCUGGAGAACUCUGCAAAUAAACCUACCAGGAGGAUGAGCUCAUUCAGCUUUGUUUUGGCCUUUCUCUACCACUUGCUUGUUGAUCUUUCCUUAGGCCCUAUCAUGGACUCACUUCCUCAUUCAACCAAAUACUCUUCUUGAUGCAGAAUCAGAAUUUUCUUCCUGUUGUACUCCUUGCUGAAUGGUUCUCCCAACUGCUUAUCUUCACAGUCUCUGGCAGCUGGAUGUGCAUGUGUGUGCACGUAUGUGUGGAAGAGGAGGAAAAGGGAGAAGAAAAGGGGAAAAGAGGGAAAGGAAGUGUGUUUGGUAUUAUGUUUUCUAACUGCCUCAGCAGCUCUGCCAUUGCAUGACUGAUCUAAGUGUUUGUAAGCAGGUAAUGCUGUCCCUGGGCAUGUAGCAUUAGAAACACUCCUUUAGUGAACUGAACUCCUGAGCUGUAUGAACAUCUGGGUCCAAACUCUGAAGAGGGCCGUAAGAUCUCUGUACUGAGUUUGUUAGGCUUCAUGCUGGGGUCAGAGAGCAGCAGAGAAAGGGAAGGUGGUUUACUAAAUGUUUGAUGAGUCUUUUCUAUUGUGGGAGCCUCCCAGUCCAGUCGUGUCAUCACUUCUGUACCUCAGCUGUCCACACCAGCGCUUCCUCCAGCAGAGAUCUCAGCCAGGCCUGAGUUGGUAGUUCCUAUUUUAAUUGUCCUUUUUUUUUCAACAAAGAAACAUGACGGGAGAUCUACUGCAGGUACUGGGGAGGUUUUUCUUGGGUUUGCCUCACAUAAUUUUUGGCACCUUGUAUGAGUUGUGGACCUCUCCUCAAGUCACUCCAUUGUCCCUGAAGUGCCUCAGCCAUGCUGAACAGACUGGAGAGCAGGCACUCUCCCUUCCCUUCUGCCCAUCCAUUUCCCUUCCCACUCUGAACUGGCAACAUGGGACACAGACACCUUUGGCUCAUGUAUGAAUGUGAGAAGCAUUGUCUCAGACCCUUUCCCCCUCAGCACUCAAGCAGGUGUUGAAGUACUUAAAUGAGACCAAAGACAAGCAUGGUUCAUUGUCUGGAUUCUGAAUAUCUCUUUGUAUUUCCAUGCCAUUGCUUUAUUUGCAUCACUGGUCUGUUCAAUCUCAGGUAAAAGAGGUCUUUCAUUUUUUUUAGCUAGUUUUUAUUUACACAGAAAGGUUGGUGGCUAGACACUGCAGCCAUUUCCUUCACAGUUCCAAGACCUUACUUAUUAAAGGGAAAACAAUUCAAAGGGCCUCCACAUUUGGAGGGUUUAGUUUACCCUUGACCUUGUGAACUCACAUUUGUAUUUAGAGAAAGCCAUACAAAAUCAGACUGCAAUAUUAAUUAUCAAUGCUAAUCUUGUGUUUAAAAUAAAUAAAACAAAAUAUAAGAUCAUGUGCUAAAUCACUUUGGAGUUUCUCUAUGUUUCUAGUACUAUACGUUGGCUUAGGUUCCUCACAGACCCUGUCCUCUGUCAAGAAAGACCAUACCAAUGCUGCUGAAUACAUCUUUUGGCAAGCUUACUGUGCUAGAACAAGAAUUGUUAGAAGUUAGCUGUUGUGACCUCAGCAUAAUGUCGUAUGUAUCUGAAAGCUGUCUGUAACUAUUCCGAAUAUAUAUUGUCAAGAUAACUGUUUCAUGUACAGAGUUAGUAAAAGAUUUCAUUACUGUAAUUAAAAAAUUGCUUGUUUUCUCACACACACACAGAGCAAAAUUCAACUUAGCCAUGCAUUUUCUAGUAGAAAUGCUCCCCAGCUUCCUUUCAGAUGCAUGCAGUAUUCUCCAAGCAACUACAAGAUGAUUUAGUGGCUUUGUGAAUGUGAACUUCAUUUGUUACUUGCCUGCUACAUUUUCCUGCAUGAUGGGGGUAAACAGUAUGAUGUUCUUCUAAAAUGGAAUCACAGCCAAUAAAAAUACUAGUGAUUUCAUA